AUGAAGCAAACGAAAAAGGUUAAAGACUCUGGACAUUGGUGUCGCAUAUGCAAUUAUAAUAAUAUUGAAGUUGCAAAAGCAUUGGCUCGUACUAGAGAUGGAGAAUGUCUUUCUUCAGAGUAUUUUGACAAUAAAAGUCCUUUACAGUGGAAGUGUGUUAAGGGGCAUAUAUGGACUGCGAACUUAAAUAAAAUAAAAGAUUACAACCAGUGGUGCCCUACUUGUGAUGGGCGAAAUCCGACUAUAUUUGAUAUGAAAAUUCUAGCACAAAAAAAUAACGGAGAAUGCCUUUCAGAUCAGUAUUAUGAUGCACACACAAAACUUUUAUGGCGUUGCAAGAAUUUUCAUAUAUGGGAAGCUCCUCCACUAACUAUUCUGAGAGGUAGCUGGUGUCAAUACUGUGCUGGUACUGCAAAACUUGAUAUUGAAAUUGCUAAUCAAAUUGCAUUAUCGAGACAAGGCCAAUGCCUUUCAUCCUCACUUAGUAGUAUAAAACAUUCUGAUACAUGGUGUCCAUACUGUGCAAGUAUGGCUAAACAUACUCUUGAUGAUGCUAAGCAAAUUGCUCUCACUCGGGGUGGUAGGUGUCUUUCAACAGAAUACAAAAAUAAUAAAUCUCCUUUAUUAUGGAUCUGUAAAAAUCGGCAUAAAUGGUAUGCAAAAUUCGAUAAUAUUGUGAAUAAAUGCUCAUGGUGUCCAUAUUGUAGCAUACCUGAUUUCUUAAAAAUACCAGAGCAUUCAAUGGGGCUACAACUUGACAUUCCUUAUUAUCACUAUGGUUUUGCAAUCGAAGUACAAGGAGAACAGCAUGAUAAAUAUAUAGAAUUCUUUCAUAGAGGAAACCUGAAUAAUUUCAUCAGACAGCAAGAGCGGAAUCAAUUCAAGAAAGAAUUAUGCGAAGAAAAUUGCAUCAACCUAAAAUAUGUCUGGUAUUACAAAGAUCCACAUAUAGUUAUUCCAGAGUAUCUUCGAGAACUGGGUCUUAUAGAAUAA
Messenger RNA from Rhizophagus irregularis DAOM 181602=DAOM 197198, 993 nucleotides. Lineage: Eukaryota; Fungi; Glomeromycota; Glomeromycetes; Glomerales; Glomeraceae. The record is from RefSeq and is a predicted model, not a curated record.